UUCUCCUCCCAGUCCCCACCGAGCCGGGGACAAGAAGACACCAGGAGCCUCUCACCCGCUGGACUCCACCCCCCCUACCGGAGACUUCCAAGUAGGCACAGCCACCUCUGUUGUCUCGCAGCCAUGACUCUGCCCCACAACCCCGCAAGUGUGGGGGAGCCCCGGCCCGCCCAGGUGGUGGAGGUGCACAGGCGGGAGCACCGGCAGGAGGAGGAGCGGAAGGAGCAGCGGCAGCACAGCUUGCACAUGGGCUCCUCCGUGCGGAGACACACCUUCCGCAGCAGUGAGGAGGAGCAUCAGUUCAGCGCCGCCGACUACGCCCUGGCAGCUGCCCUGGCCCUGACGGCCUCCAAGGAGGUGUCUUGGGAGGCCCAGCUGCGUCGCCAGACCUCGGCCGUGGAGCUGGAGGAGCGCGGGCAGAAGCGCGUGGGCUUCGGGAACGACUGGGAGAGGACCGAGGUGGCCUUUCUGCACACGCACCGCCUGCUGCGCCAGAGACGUGACCGCCACGCGCUGCGCCAGCGGACGGAGGAGAAGGUCCGGGAAGCCAAGGAGCUGCUGGAGCUGUGUUCAGGCCGGGGGCCCUGGUUCUGGAUCCCGCUGCGCUCGCACGCCGUGUGGGAGCACACCACGGUCCUGCUCACCUGCACCGUGCAGGCCUCGCCGCCGCCCCAGGUCACAUGGUACAAGAAUGACGUGCGCCUCGACCCCCGCCUCUUUCCUGCUGGCAAGUACCGAAUCACCAACAACUACGGGCUGCUGACCCUGGAGAUUAGAAGGUGCACCGCUGAGGACUCGGCCACCUACACGGUGAAGGUGAAGAACGCCUAUGGCCAGGCCUCCUCCUUCGCCAAGGUCCUCGUCCGCACGUAUCUGGGGAAGGAGGCUGGCUUCGACUCGGAGCUCUUCAGACGAUCCAUGUUUGGCCGUGACGUGGAGUUCACGUCUGUGCUGAAGCCCGUGUUCGCCCGUGAGAAGGAGCCCUUCUCCCUGUCCUGCCUGCUGUCCGAGGACGUGCUGGACGCCGAGCAGAACAUCCUGUGGUUCCGAGAUGGGAGGCUGCUGAGGUCCCUGGGCCGCUGGCAGAUCCUGUACGCCGACCGCCAGGCGUCCCUGCGGGUGUCCUGCGCCUACAAGGAGGACGAGGGGCUCUACGUGGUGCAGGUGCCCUCGCCCUCUGGGCCCCGGCAGCAGAGCGCCUACGUGUUCGUGCGAGAUGCGGCCGCGGAGAAGCCCGGAGCCCCAGGCUCCCCGCUGAACGUCCAGUGCCUGGAUGUGAACAGAGACUGCCUGAUCCUGACCUGGGCCCCGCCCAGCGACACCCGCGGCAGCCCCAUCACCGGCUACUCCAUCGAGCGGUGCCAGGGCGACUCCGGGGAAUGGGUGCCCUGCCACGAGGCCCCCGGGGGGACCUGUCGGUGCCCAAUCCAAGGCCUCAUCGAAGGCCAGAGCUACAGGUUCCGGGUGAGAGCCAUCAACAAGGCGGGCAGCAGCCUCCCCUCCAAGGCCUCAGCAGCCGUUGUCAUGGGUGACCAUGACGCAGCCCGGAGGAAGACAGAGAUCUCGUUUGGCCUGGGGAAGAAGAUCACCAUCAGUGAAGAGGAUUUUGAAGACACCGUGACCAUCCCUGGAUCGCCCACCAACGUGCACGCCAGUGAGAUCCGAGAUGCCUACGUGGUUCUGGCCUGGGACGAGCCAAGGCCCCGAGGCAAAGCCCCACUGACGUACUUCCUGGAGAAGUCGGUCAUAGGCAGCGGCAUGUGGGAGGCCAUCAGCUCUGAGGCGCCCGUGAAGUCCCCAAGGUUUGCCCUCCUGGACCUGGAGAAGGGGAAGUCCUACGUGUUCCGCGUGCGGGCCAUGAACCAGCACGGCGUGAGCGAGCCCUCGGAGCCCAGCGAGCCCAUCGCCUUGAGGGGCCAGCCAGCGACACUCCCUCCCCCAGCUCAAGUUCAAGCUUUCCGAGACACGCAGACUUCCGUCUCCCUGACCUGGGAGCCCGUGGACGCUGGCCCCGAGCUCCUGGGCUACUACAUCUACUCCCGGGAGGUGGGGUCGACGGAGUGGCAGACCGUCAACAACAAGCCCAUCCAGGGCAGCAGGUUCUCGGUUCCCGGGCUGAGGACCGGGAGGGAGUACGAGUUCUGCAUCAGGUCCGUCAGCGAGGCCGGGGUGGGCGAGAGCUCAGCCGUCACGGAACCCAUCAGGGUCAAGCAGGCUCUGGCCACCCCAUCUGCCCCGUACGACUUCGCCCUCCUGAGCUGCGGGAAGAAUGAGAUGGUCAUCGGGUGGAAACCCCCUAAGCGUCGUGGAGGCGGCAAGAUCCUGGGCUACUUCCUGGACCAGCACGACUCGGAGGAGCUGGACUGGCACGCAGUCAACCAGCAGCCCGUCCCCAGCCGGGUGUGCAAGGUCAGUAACCUCCACGAGGGCCACUUCUAUGAGUUCCGGGCCCGGGCGGUCAACUGGGCAGGUGUUGGUGACCUGUCGGCACCCAGCAGCCUGUUUGAAUGCAAAGAGUGGACGAUGCCCCAGCCAGGGCCGCCGUACGACGUGCGGGUGUCCGAGGUGCGGGCCACCUCCCUGAUGCUGCAGUGGGAGCCCCCACUGUACACGGGCACUGGACCAGUCACAGGCUACCAAGUCAGCUUCCAGGAAGAUGGCUCUGAGCAGUGGAAGGUGGCCACCCCAGGCCCUGUCCCCGGUACUCACCUGAGGGUGUCUGACUUGCAGCAAGGAAAGAGUUACGUGUUCCAGGUGCAGGCCAUCAAUUCGGCGGGUCUGGGGCAGCCUUCGAUGCCCACCGACCCUGUGCUGAUGGAGGAGAAGCCAGAUGCCCGGGAGAUCGAGGUUGGCGUGGACGAAGAGGGCUUUAUCUACUUGGCUUUCGAAGCCCCUGAGGCCCCCGACUCCUCGGAGUUUCAGUGGUCCAAAGACUACAAGGGCCCACCGGACCCCCAGAGGGUCAAGGUCGAGGACGGAGCUAACAAGUCCAAGAUCAUCCUGAAGGAACCGGGUCUCGAGGACCUGGGCACCUACUCGGUGGUGGUCACCGACGCUGACGAAGACAUUUCUGCAAGCCACACGCUGACCGAGGAAGAGCUGAACAGGCUGAAGAAGCUGAGUCACGAGAUCAGGAACCCCGUGAUCAAACUGAUCUCCGGCUGGAACGUGGACAUCCUGGAGAAGGGAGAGGUGCGGCUCUGGCUGGAGGUGGAGAAGUUAUCUCCGGCGGCCGAGCUGCACCUCAUCUUCAACGAGAAAGAGAUCUUCAGCUCGCCGAACCGCAAGAUCAACUUUGAACGGGAGAAGGGGCUGGUGGAAGUGAUCAUCCAGAACCUGUCUGAGGAGGACAGAGGGUCGUACACCGCUCAGCUCCAAGACGGCAAAGCCAAAAACCAGAUCACCCUGGCGCUGGUGGACGACGAGUUCGACAAGCUCCUGAGGAAGGCAGAUGCUAAGCGGAGAGACUGGAAGAGAAAGCAGGGUCCCUAUUUCGAGGAACUUCUGCAGUGGAAGGUCACAGAGGACUGCCAAGUGCUGCUGACCUGCAAGGCCACCAACACCAAGAAGGAGACUCGCUUCCAGUGGCUCUUCCGGAAGAGGGAGGCCCCGGAUGGUCAGUACGACCCGCAGACGGGGAAAGCAGUUCUGUGCAUUGAAGAGCUGUCCAGAGAGGACCGGGGAGUUUACAGAGCUGUGGUCGCUGACGACCGAGGCGAGGACGACACCAUCCUGGACCUCAUGGAUGAAGCCCUGGACGCUAUCUUCACGGAGCUGGGCAGGAUCGGUGCCCUCUCUGCCACCCCACUGAAAAUCCAGGGGACUGAAGAGGGGAUCCGGAUCUUCAGCAAGGUCAAGUACUACAACGUGGAGUACAUGAAGACCACCUGGUUCCACAAAGACAAACGCCUGGAGACCGGCGACCGGCUGCGGGCAGGCACCACCCUGGAUGAGAUCUGGCUGCACAUCCUGGACCCCAAAGACUCGGACAAGGGCAAGUACACCCUGGAGAUAGCCGCCGGGAAGGAAGCGCGGCAGCUCUCGGUGGACCUCUCGGGGCAAGCUUUUGAGGACGCCCUGGCUGAACACCAGAGACUGAAAGCCUUGGCCAUCAUCGAGAAGAAUCGUGCCAAGGUGGUCAGGGGCCUGCCGGACGUGGCCACCAUCAUGGAGGAUAAGACCCUAUGCCUGACCUGCGUCAUCUCAGGAGACCCCACCCCUGAAAUCUCCUGGCUGAAGAACGACCAGCCCGUCACCUUCCUGGACCGCUACCGCAUGGAGGUGAAGGGUUCGGAGGUCACCAUCACCAUCGAGAAGGUCAACAGCGAGGACAGCGGACGCUAUGGGGUCUUCGUCAAGAACAAGUACGGCUCCGAGACGGGCCAGGUCACCAUCAGCGUGUUCAAGCACGGAGAUGAGCCCAAGGAGCUGAAGGGGAUGUGAGCAGCGCGUCAGGCAGGGCCCGGCCUGCUCUGCUGGCUGGGCCACAGCCGGGCACAGGCCAGG
Messenger RNA from Lepus europaeus (European hare), 4506 nucleotides. RefSeq names its product myomesin 3 (gene MYOM3). The coding region runs from base 124 to 4443 and encodes 1439 amino acids. The record is from RefSeq and is a predicted model, not a curated record. The transcript has 37 exons. Gene Ontology annotation, molecular function: protein binding. NCBI's taxonomy places the organism in Eukaryota, Metazoa, Chordata, Mammalia, Lagomorpha, Leporidae.